Messenger RNA from Neoarthrinium moseri, 561 nucleotides. RefSeq lists its product as uncharacterized. Gene Ontology annotation, cellular component: mitochondrial intermembrane space. NCBI's taxonomy places the organism in Eukaryota, Fungi, Ascomycota, Sordariomycetes, Amphisphaeriales, Apiosporaceae. The transcript has a single exon. Gene Ontology annotation, molecular function: phosphatidic acid transfer activity. Gene Ontology annotation, biological process: phospholipid transport. The record is from RefSeq and is a predicted model, not a curated record. The coding region runs from base 1 to 561 and encodes 186 amino acids.
AUGAAGGUCUUCUCCAACUCGGUCACCUUCAACUACUCCUGGGAGGAGGUUUCGAUCGCCAACUGGCAGAAAUACGGACCCUGGAACGACAAGUCGGCCCAUGUCAUCGCCGUCGACACCCUGAACCGCCAUGUCGACCCCGAGACUGGCGUGCUCCGCACCGAGCGCCUCAUCACCUGCAAGCAGUCCGCCCCCGAGUGGCUGAAGUCCCUGAUGGGCUGCACCGAGACCAGCCAGGUCUUCGAGACCAGCUACGUCAACCCGGCCGAGCGGACCGUCACCAUGGUCUCGCAAAACGUCACCUGGUCGAACCUGGUCAACGUCCAGGAGACUGUCGUCUACAAGCCCCUCAACGCCGGCCAGACCCAGUUCGUUCAGGACGCCAGGAUAACAGCCCUCUGCGGCGGCUGGCAGCGAAUCAAGAACAGCAUCGAGGACACCCUCGUCACGAGGUUCAGGGAAAACGCCGCCAAGGGCAAGGAAGGCUUUGAGUGCGUGCUUGCCAUGAGCCGUAGAGCGUUUGCCGAGGAGCGCGAGAAGGCCGCUGCCAUGAUGGCGUAG